CGCCGCGCUUCCUCCGCCCGGGCUUCCGCGUAGCAGCCCCGGGAACCGGAGCGCGGGCGGGAUCCUGCGUCUCGGCGGGCAGUGAGGACGGAGCUGCACCUGGGGGCCCGGGUCAGGGCAGAAACCUGGACUGAGGCAGCGGGCGCCGCGUUCCUGCGAGAUGGACGGGCCGGAAGGCAGUACCGGGCAUCCCGGCCCAGCUGAUCGGUCCCAUCGAAGCAGUGUAUCCUCCGUGGGAGCCCGAGCAGCCGACGUGCUGGUGUACCUGGCGGAUGAUUCGAUCGUGCCCCUGGCCAUGGAGAACCUGCCCUCACUCAGUGCCCACGAGCUGCAUCGGGCCAUCCGCGAGGUUCUACAGCUUCCAGACAUUGCCCUGGACGCCUUCGCGCUCUGGCUCGUCUCCCCUCUGCUGGAGGUGCAGCUGAAGCCCAAGCACCAGCCCUACAAGCUGGGCCGCCAGUGGCAGGAGCUGCUGCUGCGAUUCACUGACGCCCCAGAUGACGACGUGGCCAUGGAUGAGCCUUCCCUACAGUUCCGGAGAAACGUGUUUUUCCCCAAAUGGCGGGAGCUCCAGAUCCACGAUAAGGAGGUCCUGCGGCUGCUCUAUGAGGAGGCCAAGGGCAACGUGCUGGCCGCCCGGUACCCCUGCGACAUGGAGGACUGCGAGGCCCUGGGCGCCCUGGUGUGCCGCGUGCAGCUUGGGCCCUACCAGCCUGGCCAGCCCGCUGCCUGCGCCCUGAGGGAGAAGCUGGACUCCUUCCUCCCUGCCCACCUCUGCAAGCGGGGCCACGGGCUCUUCGCUGCUCUCCGGGGCCGUGGGGCCAAGACCGGCAUGGGCGAGCAGGGCCUGCUGAACGCCUACCGCCAGGUGCAGGAGGGAGCCGACAGCGACAGCGAGUGUGAGGCCUCCCUCAGCCCCCACUACCGCGCCUACCUCCUCAAGUGCCACGAGCUGCCCUUCUACGGGUGUGCCUUCUUCCACGGCGAGAUUGACAAGCCAGCCCAGGGUUUUUUGCACCGGGGCGGGCGCAAGCCAGUGUCUGUGGCCAUCAGCCUGGAUGGCGUGCAUGUCAUCGACUGCAGGGAGAAGCACGUCCUGCUGGGCCUGCGCUUCCAGGAGCUGUCCUGGGACCAUACCUCCCCCGAGGAGGAGGAGUCUGUGCUAUGGCUGGAGUUCGACGGGGACAACGAGGGCACACCGGUUAACAAGCUCCUCAAGAUCUACUCCAAGCAGGCCGAGCUGAUGAGCAGCCUCAUCGAGUACUGCAUCGAGCUGAGCCAGGCUGCGGAGCCUGCCGCCUCCCACGAGGCCGGCCCCACCUCGGCCUCUGGCUCCUUACCGCCCCCUCACCAGCGCCCCCAGCUGCGGAGGCAGGGCAGUGUGGUGUGCAGCCGCAUCCAGCACCUCUCCACCAUCGACUACGUGGAGGAGGGCGAGAUGAUCAAGCGGGUGAAACCGAAACGCAGCACAUCCUUCUUCAGCCGGCAGCUCUCCGUGGGCCAGGGAAGCUACACCGUGGUGCAGCCCGCCGACAGCCUGGAGCAGGGCUGAGGGCCGCCUUGCAGGCAGGAGGGCAUGGGGGCAUCGUGCUGCCCGAAGGCAAAUGCCGGGGUGGGGGGCGGGGAGGGCGGCCUCUGCGUGUCGACAAGUCACUUCUGGGCCGGGCUAGGGUGUGCAGAGCUGGCUGGGGGCUGCCGCAGGCUCCCUCUCGCAGCCUGCCUGCCGUCCCCUGGACUCCGGGCUCCGCUGCUGUCUCUGAACCAGUCUGACCAGGCCCUGGCCACCCGCUCCCACCCAGGGGCUCGCCUUUGUGCCCCUCUCAAGACAGAGUAUCCCCCGCUCAGAAGUCCCUCUGGUGGCAGGUGGCUGAGCAGUAGGGCUCAGGACGCUGCAGAGGAGAGUGUGUGUGUCUUUGGUUUUUUCCCUGGACGUUGGGGACCACAUCCCCACACUCCAGCUCAUUAGGCCAGGCUGGGACACGGCCCUGCAGGAAGAGGGUAGGGGGCCUCCACAGACAGUGAAGCCCCCACAGAGCCCUCUCCAGCUGGAUGGAACUGGAGGGUCCCCUGUGCCCCUCCUGCUAGUCUCCCUUGUGAGCAGGAGACCCUGACCAGAAGGAAAGUCUGCUUGCUGAUCUUUGGUGGUGUCACUGUGCUGGGAGGUGGCCUGCGGGCCCACACUCCACACCCAGAGGAGCUCCCAAACCCCCUGGGGGCUUCCAGUUUCAGUUUUGAUCUUCUUUAUGAUCUGCUUUGGUUCCAUGAAGGCUGUGAAUUCAGGCGACUCACGAGGGUGCCCCCGCCAUCUCGGAGCUGCUGGCACUCCUUCCAGGAUGGUCCUGUGGUUUCAUCCAGCCCCAGGCUCAUGCUCGGGAAGUCCCUGGCCGGGAUGGGUCUCUUCUUUCUCGGGGACUUUGUAGGGAGGUGGAUGUGGCCUGGGUGGAGCUCUUCCCACGGCCUCCUGCCUCCUCCCAGAAGAGCUGGCCUCUCAGCCUUGGGCUCCUUCUGGGUGGUCACCCCACCACCACCGUCAGGGGCGCUUCCGGGGACUUUCCAUAGGAAGGAGGCAGAUCCAGCCGGACACAGGGUUUUCUUUGGAGAAUGUGGGGACACGAAUGUGAACCUCCUGUCUCCGGAUGUCAGAGCCCACUCACCUCCUCCCUUUGUUGGCUCUUGAACUCCAGAUGUUUCCAGCGGGGCUUGCCCUCCAGCAGUAGGGACUUUGGUAUCUGUCAUAAUGAAUGGGUGUCUCCCAGCUAGAGAACAUCUCAUCUCUCCUGGAGACCUCACUGGCUCCCAGCCCCUCUGGCUCCUAGCCCUCCGGUUAUCUGCUCCCACUCACUGUUUUGAUGCCAGGUGAAUUCUUAUCUGAUAGAUUGAGGGGCCUGAGGGAUGUGAUGGGUGUGUGUGUACACAGAUUACUUGUUUUGACUCUUCAGCCUCUUCUUCCUGUUUUCUGAGCAACCACUGUGCCUUAACUUUUUCUGUCUGCCCUUGUGGGACAAAGCAGUGUUUCACUAAGUGCCCUUUGAAUAUUCCUAUCCUUUUGUAUCAUGUGACUUAUUAAAAUCAAUUUCCAGCAAA
Dama dama (fallow deer) is the source of this 3084-nucleotide messenger RNA. RefSeq names its product FERM domain containing 8 (gene FRMD8). The record is from RefSeq and is a predicted model, not a curated record. The transcript has 11 exons. NCBI's taxonomy places the organism in Eukaryota, Metazoa, Chordata, Mammalia, Artiodactyla, Cervidae. Gene Ontology annotation, cellular component: cytoskeleton; plasma membrane. Bases 161 to 1552 code for a protein of 463 amino acids. Gene Ontology annotation, biological process: negative regulation of canonical Wnt signaling pathway.